This is a messenger RNA of Gadus chalcogrammus (walleye pollock), 6267 nucleotides long. It is a transcript of the gene rbm12bb, whose product is annotated as RNA binding motif protein 12Bb. The record is from RefSeq and is a predicted model, not a curated record. Lineage: Eukaryota; Metazoa; Chordata; Actinopteri; Gadiformes; Gadidae. The transcript is spliced from 8 exons. Gene Ontology annotation, molecular function: RNA binding. The coding region runs from base 2244 to 4244 and encodes 666 amino acids. Gene Ontology annotation, cellular component: ribonucleoprotein complex; nucleoplasm. Gene Ontology annotation, biological process: regulation of RNA splicing.
AGGAAAACCCUUUUAACAGGGGAAAAAUUGCAGUUCGUGCAGAGGACUGAGAGACGCCAUGGCCAAACUACAAGUUGCGAAAGCUCCCCCAUCUGGCGGGGCUCAAGGCCACAACAAGGACUAACGAGGACUCACUCACUACAGGAACGUGGCGUGGGACGGGCCUGCAUUUAUCUAAUAGAUCAAGUUUGGUUUCUGCUGAAAGUACAUUUCUCAUCAGUGCUAGCCGUUUGUGUAAGUUUGGACAUUUAGCUAGACCUGAUUAUAGGUAAAAUAUGCUUAGAUAGUGUAACGUCGGUAGCUGUGCUGAUGGGUGUAGCCGCCUAGCUAGCGCUUGAGGCCUGGUUAGCUUGAUAGCAUUCGUUAGCAAAUACACACACCGACUUUGUUAUGAUGAUGGCAUAAAUAAAGGCACUUAAAUCUUUAUUUUUUUCAAGUAGGCUUUUAUGUUAGCCCUUGAUGAUGUAUAAAGCAUUUGUUUUAUUAUGACUAGAAAUUCCAACAAACUAGCGGUAGCUUACUACACGGUUGCCAAUGAUUAGGCCUGCGUUGUUUGUUAAUUGUAAAAAACUCAUUUUAAUCUCAUUGAUUUAAUGUCAAUCUCUUAACGUUUAGUCACCAUGAUGAAUAAUCAUUUUUUUCCCACAGCGACGUGUUGUAAUGUCUGCCUUCAACUUCACAGCUAAGAAGGACACCUGUGUUUUGCUAGUCACUGUUAGUAGUGCAUAUGGGAAGUGAAUGAUUCGUGUUAACCGAUGGCCUGGUUAGAAGUGUGGCAGUUUUGCAUUGAUUAAAGUUAGAUUGGGCUAGUUUUCAUAUAUUUUAUAUGUGGUCUUGUACAUUCGUUUGUAAAGGAUUAGUUGUACACGUUUCUUUUGAAACCGAAUGUUCAAUAUGCUGUUAAUACUAGUUAUCUUAGCUUUUAGUUAUAAAAGUAUUUGCAUGAUCUGAGGAAAUUCUCUCUCUGACUGUGGCCUUAUACCUAUGUGGAAUCUCUGGAUCUUGUUUAAACGUUAACAAAGGUAAAGUGGUGAUAUUUGGUUUCAUCAAAGAUUGUACUAAUGUCACCAGUGACAUCCAUUGUCUCACUGGAGUUUUAAUUAGGCUAGUGGCUACUUGUUAAAUAGGAAGUUUGAUAUUUGCUUCCAAAUUGCUGUAAUCACAUGUUUGUUCUUUUUUAUUUUUUUUCCCAACCUUCACCAGAAAAAGAGUGCUUCAGAACUCAAAAUCUAUGUCAAGCAAUUUGCAGAAAUCCGGAUUUUCCAAGUACAGCUCAAAUAUUUAGUCAGCAUUACUGCAAGUCUAACAAUUGCACAAUUGGUUGAGCUGAGCGAUGCAUAAUGUGAAACCUAGAAUGAAAAAUAGUCGUGCCAGGCAUCAUGGCCACACCAUGGUCAACUGAUAUCAGAUAGUAGCAGUUCAGAUAAUUUUGUAUUUCAAGAUUUGAUAUUCUGGGUAGGGAAUAACUGCUCCAAUACAGAUUUUGGUUGGGGUACAAAUAACAUUUCUUCUUCAGAUGGACUGUUUUGUAAACACACUUUGUCUUCAAAUUCGCCAACCCUCAAAGGUUAAGAUGGUUUGUUAAUCAUAGUGCGUGGAUUCUGACUUGUGAAGUGUGUUGGAUUCUACUGUACUGGUCCUGAUUAAAACAAAAGCAUGUAAAGUUUUUUUUAGCUGGAAUGCAAUUAAGGCUGGAAUGCUUUUCAUGAAAAACAAGAGUUCUGCCAUAAGUUUAAGUCAAAAUGUUUUUCAGGUUAUAUUUUAAUACUCAUGAGGAACCUUUGGUCCUAAAUGCUUCAUUAUGGAAUAUCAUUUUUGGUUGUUGGGCAAUUAUUUUGAGCAUCUUGUUGGUUGCAUAUGGUUGGUUGUGUUAACAUUAUUUUUGUAGAUUGGUUUAAUGCACUUCCUUGGCCAUAGGUGAGUGUAUUUACCAAGAGCCAUCUCAUAUCACACUAUUGGGUGUCUGAGAAGAUAAUAGGCUCAUAAAAUGGCAACAUUUUGUUAUUUGACUAAUCCUCUUGGCAUUUUGAUAAAGGAAAUGGCAACUUGAUUGUAUUUCUUUCAUUCUGCAAUCAAGAGUGAUUGCUUUGUUUUUGUUGGAUUUUCCAAUCUAUUUGUUGAGGACUGCACUUAAAUUCUUUCAUGCUUGUUGCAGUGGCUAUCUUUAAUGGUGUUCCUCCAUGUAUUGAAGUACACCCUUCCAAUGAAGUUCAGUGGUGUUGUAUUGGACUGCCUAGGAAUGAAUGGUGAUCAAGCAAGGCUUCGUCAGCAAUAAUGUGAUUCUGUACCCCUCUGUCUGCAGGUGCUGUUGUUUUUGCGUCGGCAUGGCGGUGGUCAUCCGUUUACAGGGCCUUAGAAUCACAGCAGGUUCCGAGGACAUUCGCAAUUUCUUCACUGGCCUAAAAAUCCCUGAUGGUGGGGUGCAUAUUAUUGGUGGGGAGAAUGAAGAGGCUUUCAUCAUCUUUGCUUCUGAUGAAGAUGCAAGAAGAGCCAUGAUACGUUCAGGAGGCUGUAUCAAGGGGUCCCCUGUUAACUUGCUGCUGAGCAGUAAAUCGGAAAUGCAGAGCCUUCUGGAAGAAAGUACAAAAAACGCAGAGCUGGAUCAGAAGAGACCACUGGAGGAAGAUUCAAGACGACUCCAUGGUGAUGUUCCAGUGGGACCUAGAAGAACUAACCACCCAGAUGCAGGCAGGAGUUCGGGUGGCAGGGCAGGUCAUUCUGUGACCAGGUACCGGAGGACUGCAUCUCCCUCCAAUGAUGACUUGUACGUGUUUCUGAAGGGAAUGCCCUUCUCGGUGACUGAAUCUGAUGUGAGACAGUUUUUUGAUGGUUUGCUGGUUGAUGGCAUAAUCUUAAUGAAAAACGGGCGUGGUCAAAAUAAUGGGCUAGGGCUUGUUAAAUUUGCAACAAGACAGGAUGCAAGAGAUGGCAUAAAGAGAGAUAGGGGAUACAUUGGUUCACGGUUUGUGGAAGUGUAUUUGGCAACUGAACAACAAUGGCAUGAGCUUGGUGGUGUUGGAGGUUACAACAAUAAUGGCAAGUUUGAAAAAGGAAAGUCACCACAGGAACUUGCAAGGCAUCCACGUCGACUGAGAUCACGAUCCCCUUUUGCCAUCCUGCCCAACUCUGCUUGCACUGAAGAGUUUUGUGUUUUGCUGGAAAAUCUGUCUUAUUCAACUGUUAAAAGAAACAUUAAAGAACUUUUCCACCAUGCAAGGCUUCAGGAUGACCAGAUACUGUACCUGCUAGACAGAGGGGGUAGGAGAACAAGAUCAGCAUUUGUGCUCUUUAAAAGCCUAAGCAACUACUGUGCUGCCUUGACUCGCCACAAAGAAGAAUUCCUCAACAGGAAUGUGUAUAUAUCUCCUAUAUCAAGAGAGAAGAUGCUCUCCAUUCUGGAGUCACGUAACCCCAAGGAUGGACCUUGUGAGGCGACGGAAAGAUUUGAAGGAAGCCCUCCAAGUCGGCAAGGAGAUCCAUACAACUCUGAGAAAGUGUGUCUCUAUGUUCAGAAUAUGCCCUUUGAUGUGCGAAAAGUCGAGAUCAUGGACUUCUUCUUCGGGUUGAAUAUAACUGAGGAUAGUGUUCUCUUGCUUCGUGACCACAAAGGUGCGGGUAUUGGAGAGGCUUUGGUUGUCUUUCAGUUUGAAGGAGAGGCUAUGAAUGCUCAAUCUCUAAAUGGGCAGAGGUUUCUUGGGUCACAAGUGGUGUUGAAAUGCAUUGCACGGUCUGAGAUGCGGGAGUUCGGUGUGGGGCCCCCAAUGCUUGAAGAGCCAAUGGCGUGUGAAGAAAGGCAUUCUGCACGGAGCAGCAGCGAGGGACCCUAUCCUGGUGACAUGGACUACCCAAACAUGAGGGAACCAUCCCAUGCUGAUAUGCCGAUGGCUAAUCUCCAGGUUCAAAUCCAUGGUGGCAGCAGUAGGGAUUCUCUUGUGCAUUAUCAUCAAGGGGGAGGAAAUGGAUCAUCGCACACAGACAUGGCUCCCCCUGCACAGAAUUUCGAUGGUCCCACUUGCCUAAAGCUUGUCAACUUGCCGUCUCAAAUCAAGAUGGAUGAGGUCUAUGACUUUUGCUAUGGAUAUCGUGUCAUCCCUGGAUCUGUCUCACUGCAGUACAAUAAAAAUGGCAUGCCAAAAGGCUCUGCAACAGUAGUGUUUGAAUCUCGUCAGGAAGCAUUAACGGCAGUUCGAGAACUCAGUGGAAGACCAAUUGGUAAUCGAAAAAUACAGCUUGUUUUUGUGUGAACAUGGGGUGUGGUUUAGGUUUAUGGUAUUUAAAACAAAUGGCAUAUCAUCUUUAUGUUUUCUUUUUUAUUGAGCCAUUGUUUGUCAAAUUGAUUCUUUAUUUUGAGAUGAUCUUUAACCUUAAGUCAAUGUAUCGUCACUUUAUUUUAUUUUGAAUACAAAUGUUAUUACCCAUAAUUGCUUCACUUAAUUGAACGUUUCACGUAAGCAUUAUUUUGUUUGACAUCUGUUGUGAAAAGAUCUGACACAUACAUUUGGAAAGGGAAUGAAUUUUUUUUAACUAUUUUUGGAGGAAAACCUUAAUGCAAGAUUUACAUCUCAACAUUGACAAUGUAAACAAUGAAACUGCGGUCUUUGCAGACAGGCCAAAUAAAUGAAUUGAUUUUGACUCAUUUAGGAUUUGUUACUUACACAUUUUUGCAUAAGAAGUUGUUUAAGGUUUACUUUUCAUUUCCAGUCAUGACUUGAUGCCCCACAAGGCAAAGGUAAAGAAGUAAAGUAUUUUCAAAAAAGGAAAUGUUUUUUUAAUUGUAAGCAAGGUGAGACUUUUAAAAUGUUACCGUAGUUUAUUUAAUAGAAAUUAAACACAGCUAAUACUGUUAUUUAGCUACUAGCACAGCAUAACUAACCCAAUUAUUAAUUAAUUAAUAAUUAAGCCAACACCACCCAUAUAUUCAGUUUAAUCGAUGUAGUGGUGUUAUUGGUUUCAUGAUGCAUUGUAUUUCAGGUUUCCAUUUUACCAUGUUAAUACAAAUGUAUUAAUUGACCUGCAUCCAACAAUUUAACAUGGAAAAAAUGCAACAAGACCUUUAUUUAUUGGUCAAUUGUUUUUCUUUAUAGUAAACUUAAUGUGACAAGUGCUCGGGUUUUAAUAAGAUUGCACCAUGGAGAAGGAUCCCGUUAAUGCUGCAGGAAAAGUUAAAUACAUAAGUAAGUAAUUCCGUUUAUAGUUUUUGUUUAAACCAUGCAGGAUGUUCAGAAUAAGGUGGAUGUAAUAAUGUGGGCUCUAAAAGCUGUAAACAUCGACAAAGUCAGUCAACCGGCUGAUUGGUAGGCCUCCGUGGAGGGAUAUCAGACAGAUCCAACUCUCAGCUGAUUGACAAGCCACCGCGGAGGGAUAUCACUCAUCCCGCUCUGGAAAACCAACAACGAGGGAGUGCAUGUUCCCAGGAGAGACAGAUUUGAAGACUCUGGGUGUAGUGGCUUUCAAUCAGGACCAGUUCUAAUGCGAUUUGGAUGUUAUUUUGCAGUAAUUCAAGUACUCUACAGGAUGGAGGUAACGUUAGCGAGAAGGAGACUGCAGAAGCACCUGGAGCCGGCUCGACCCCUGCGGCGCAGCACCGUUGACCAGGGGUCUGAUGAUGGACCCGCAGACACACCUGCGGGCGCACCGGUGGAGCAUGAACAGAAGAAUAUUACUGUAGAGCAAUUCUACAGUAUAAUUCGCCUACACACACCGAAGCAAGGGAGAAUAUCCUACACGAGAGAGGUUCUAUGUGAGCUGGCAUCCUCACCUGUGGCCAAGAAAAAGCCUAAAUAUUUACCAGAGCACCCCAUCGUUUUGGAAAAGGCGGGAGAACAUCAUCUCGUGCUUCAGGAAACUAGAAAGGAAUCACUUUGAACUUUGGGUGAAAAGAAAAAUCUACAAUAAUUGCACUUUUGUUUCUUUUUUUGAUAUUUUAUUAAAAUACUUUUUAGGUAUGGCCUUUUCUGACAAAUUUGCUGCUGAAUUGAUUUAUGUUACACAAUUAAAAUUGUAUAUUGUUUAAAUCUCUUUUGGCCUACUUUGUUGAGAAUAUGAUUCUUUGAAAUUAGUUACAGGUUUCUAUUUUCAUUUGAUUGUUUAGUUUAGUUUGGUACAAGCAAAGGUGAUAUGAAUAAAUGUAUACUUUGUCGCAAACAGCAAUAACAAACUGUCCAUGACGAAAAUAUAUUCGGUAUCUUCUCGCUAAAUAAAAAAACGCACUUCCGCUGCAGACAUCCACGCACAGAAACAUCCACCAGCACACCGGAAAUCUGAAAA